AUGUAAACUGCUUCUACAAACAUUUUUGAAAUACUGUGCAAUAAGUCCAUCCGUGACAUUUCCUGGCUACUAAAUAUUCCACGCUCAACUGUUAGUGGUAUUCUAACAAAGUGGAAGCAAAUGGGAACAACAGCAACUCAGCCACCAAGUGGUAGGCCACGUAAAAUGACAGAGCGGGGUCAGUGCAUGCUGAAGUGCACAGUGCGCAGAAGUCACCAACUGUCUGCAGAGUCAAUAGCUAAAGACCUCCAAACGUGGUGUGGCCUUCAGAUUAGCACAACAGUGCGUAAAGAGAGCUUCAUGGAAUGGUUUUCCACGGCCGAGCAGCUGCAUCCA
Messenger RNA from Staurois parvus, 336 nucleotides. The record is from the annotation of a GenBank genome assembly. Lineage: Eukaryota; Metazoa; Chordata; Amphibia; Anura; Ranidae.